UUAUCACGCCACGGAUGAAAGUUCAAUUUUAUUCCUCUGCAACUUAUUUACGGAGCGUUCUUUACAUUAAAAGCGUAUCGCUAACCGCUACACUUCGCUCGUGUUGCAUUUCUCGCUUACGUUCGCAGGAUUUCGUUGCACGCGAGCGCCGUCAUGUUUUCUUUGACCAAAAUCGCAAAUCAAAUUCGAGUCUUUGGAGGCUCGCAGGUGUUAAAAACGUGUGCCUCUCAAAGAGCGACAAACCUCGACAGGGAUCAGGAGAAUGUUUUCUCUGUCAGGCGAAUGUCCGGGAAGAGUUUUAACGUGCCUCCGAGCGCAGAGUUUGUAGCGCGAGUCAGCGGGAUCGCGACCAUGUGUAAACUACCGUUCCAGAAAACAGCCGACGGUCUGGACGCCGCGUUUGUCGGAGUACCGAUCGACACCGGCACAUCUAACCGUCCAGGUGCAAGAUUUGGUCCUAGACAAAUCAGAGUAGAAUCAGCUAUGAUAAGGGCAUACAACAGCUGGACACGUGCAGCGCCGUACGAAUCACUAAACGUGGCGGAUAUUGGUGACGUUAACGUCAACCUCUUCGACCUGAAGGACACCUGCAAGAAAAUCCGCGAGACUUACCGUGAAAUUGUGGCCACAGGCUGCAUCCCACUUACUUUGGGAGGUGAUCAUACAAUUGCGUACCCGAUUCUUCAAGCUGUUGCCGAGAGGCAUGGACCCGUGGGCCUGAUUCACGUAGAUGCUCACGCGGACACUAGUGACAUGAUUCUGGGUGAGAAGAUCGGUCACGGUACCCCGUUCAGGCGCUGUGUGGAAGAGGGACUUUUAGACUGCAAGAGGGUCGCACAGAUUGGCCUUCGAGGGUCGGGGUAUUCUCCAGAUAACUAUGAGUGGAGCCGAGCACAGGGUUUCCGCGUAGUGGAGGCUGUGGAAUGCUGGCACAAAUCUCUUGUUCCACUCAUGGAGGAGGUUCGGGCACAGAUGGGAAGAGGUCCUGUAUAUCUCAGCUUUGACAUAGACAGUUUGGACCCAGGGUUUGCUCCAGGCACCGGAACACCAGAGAUUGCAGGCCUCACGCCUAUUCAGGGUCUUGAAAUCAUUCGAGGUUGUCGGGGUUUAAAUCUCGUCGGAUGUGAUUUAGUUGAAGUUGCUCCAGCCUAUGACACCACAGGAAACACUGCUUUGACUGGGGCUAAUCUCCUUUUUGAAAUGUUGUGUGUCCUUCCAAAUGUUAAAUACUAUUAAUUGCUUAUUUCUUAGACAGUUUUCCCUGUCUUAGACACAUUUCGUAUCAGUAAAUACAAGAAUCGCUCAAGAAAUCUAAACUGUGACUUUGUAAUAUACGUACAAGAGCUUUUAUAUGAUCAAAUUAACAUGUCAGUAUUAGCAGCACAUGCUUUUAUCGAUUUAUCAAAAGUGCAGUAUUAACUGUUGAUUCUUUUUAUUUUUAUAAUUGUGAAAUUAGAUACUAAAAGG
Molecule: messenger RNA, 1467 nt
Organism: Triplophysa rosa
Lineage: Eukaryota; Metazoa; Chordata; Actinopteri; Cypriniformes; Nemacheilidae
Gene: agmat
Product: agmatine ureohydrolase (agmatinase)
Exons: 7
Coding region: 154-1236 (360 amino acids)
Molecular function (GO): agmatinase activity; metal ion binding
Source: RefSeq, a predicted model, not a curated record